AUGGAUGAUAACAAAGACAACAAUAAUGAAACACAACAACAACAACAUGUUGGAUUGAUGUCAUUGAUCAGUAGAGUACUGGCCAGCAAGUAUAUUAGAUCAGAGUUAUCUAGACAUGUGUCACUGAUUCACAAACAGUUGGAUAUCACCAAUGUAUUCCAUUCAUCAGAUAUAUCAUCACUAUAUCAAUGUAUACAAUGUGGAGAUACUACCAAGUUCAUCCAUCACUGUGAUCAAUUGGACAUCACCAUCCAUUCACCUCAAAUGUUGUUGGAAACGAUGACUGAAUCAUUCAAACUUGCAGUUCACAAACAGAAUGUAAUAUUAGUUAAUUAUAUCAUUGAACGAUUCAGAAAUGGCAGUGGCACCUCGAGUAUCCAAUUCAUCAAGCAUGUCAAGGACUCAUUAAUGUCAAAUAUAGAGUACUCUCAUAUACCAGCCAUCAGGUUUAGUCGUCCCAUGAUACAUACUCUGAUGGCCUACAUACCAGAAGCAGCUCCAUCCAAUCUAGUUACACUUCUGUUGAGGUCAGCUCUAAGGGAUCACCAAGACUUUGACCUGUGCAUUGAGAUCUCCUCAAUGGUGCACCCACACAACCGACCACCAAUCGAACAGUAUAUCUUUGUCGGACAUCAAAUGGCGACCGCCAGUGCAUUAUUCCUCAGCAAUCAAUCAAGAAUCAUCGAUGACUUUGAGCGAUACCUAGUGUCACACCAGCAACCUCUUGGAGGAUACUUAAUCAAACCGACUCAUCUGAUCAACUUCACACUCAAUCACCGACUGUUUGAUCUCCUCCUGGUCAUUGCCAGUCACAUUGGUGGUACUUCUCAACCAAGCAACCCUAUGGGGCUCACACCAUCAACACAUCCAAUGAGCAUGGACACUCUUGCAGCUCUCGUGCGAGUUGAUCGACUUAUAUUCAAUCGAUUGGCAAUGUUUGGUGAUAUCACCUUUAUGAAGCAUUCCCAAGAUCACUUGCGAUCAUACAUCGAUGUCCACGGACCACUACUUCACCUUUUUGACAACACAAUGUUGCAGUGCGCCUUGUCCGGAGGCCACUAUGACUGCGCGCUCUACAUCCUGGACAACAUCACUCAGUUCCUUCCAAGGCGAUCAAUCGAUGAUCGCCAUAAAUGGAUUGUGACAGGCAUCAACAUGAUGCAGGAGGGUGAUACAGUACCAGAUCAUGUGGACUGGUUGGGACUAAUCGAACGGCUGAUCAAUGAUCGAUCAGUGGAUCAUGAUUUCAAGAAUCUAUUCACAGAUGCUAUCAGAGCCAAACGAAUGGAUGUGAUUGAUCGACUUGAAGGACUGAUCAAAUCCAAUCCAUUGAAUGUUAUUGACAUUGAUCAAGCACUCAAUGCUGCCCUCCAGAUACAAUAUAUUGAUGGUAUCAAUGCAAUAAUAGUCAAUCAUCAUGGUCGUGUAUUCAAAGGGAUCAAAAUGGAAUACAUUGAUCAAUGUUCAUAUGACAUACAAGAGAUGUUCCUGGCCAAGGUGCCACCAGGCAACAUAACAUUUGACACCAACAAGGUCACAAACAUGGAGGCGAGCACAAUACGAAUGUUCAUCAAACAUCGUCAUCAUCGUGAUCCACAAUGUUUGAAGGCCCUGCUGAGGUGUGCCGAACAACUUGGACACAGGGAGCUGAUGGCCAGCUUGGAUGCCAAGAGUGUACUUCAGAGUGAUCCCUGGUCACCAGACCCCAAUGCACCAUUCUCAAGCACAAAUGAGCAAGAAAUUAUGUUGUACUCUUUGUACUACGCAAAACGAAGAUGGAUGGUUGACACCAUGUUGGCAUCACCAAAGCACUUGAGCAGACCCGAUCUUUGGAAUAGAGAGCCGGCAGUUAAUGGAAUGCUCUUGGGAUCAGACGUCCUUGCCUUCCUCAAUCUGAUGCCACUACAACGAUAUGAAAGACCGGAAUCAAUCCGUUCGUUGCAAUAUCGUGAAGACAUCAGUCGUUUGGACAAAGAUGACAUUGAAUUCGUUUGGAAACGAAUGGCCGACACACUCAAACGUGAUCAACAUUUCAUUAACAAGGUAUUGACAUCCAUUGCCGCCAUCAACAACAUUAUGAUGUAUGAAUAUGUGCUGGAUUAUUUGAUCGAGGACAAUCACUUCCCUGUACCAUUCAUCCAAGUGCCAGCAAUCGGUCAAAUAACCUUCAAUAUCAAACAAUAUCGAAGAUAUUCAUCUACUCGAUUGAUUGUCGAGCUGUUCAAUCCAACCAACUACACUCAAUCUUCAUCAUCAACAAUAAGUCAAUAUCAACGACUCCUCAUCCCACUCAAGAAAGAUGAGUACAGAAUAUAUCAAUCAUUGUUGACCAACCUUGGAGUCUUUGAUCCAUCCAACAGUCAAUGUUAUAUAAUCAAUCAACAGCAACAUCAACAACAAGAGCAGUCCAUCAUCCCC
This is a messenger RNA of Acytostelium subglobosum LB1, 2418 nucleotides long. RefSeq lists its product as hypothetical. The annotation marks the transcript as partial. NCBI's taxonomy places the organism in Eukaryota, Evosea, Eumycetozoa, Acytosteliales, Acytosteliaceae. The transcript has 2 exons. The record is from RefSeq and is a predicted model, not a curated record.